Xenia sp. Carnegie-2017 is the source of this 1131-nucleotide messenger RNA. RefSeq names its product ribulose-phosphate 3-epimerase-like. Lineage: Eukaryota; Metazoa; Cnidaria; Anthozoa; Malacalcyonacea; Xeniidae. Gene Ontology annotation, biological process: pentose-phosphate shunt; carbohydrate metabolic process; pentose-phosphate shunt, non-oxidative branch. Gene Ontology annotation, molecular function: metal ion binding; D-ribulose-phosphate 3-epimerase activity. Gene Ontology annotation, cellular component: cytosol. The record is from RefSeq and is a predicted model, not a curated record.
AACAUCAAGUACCAUUAAGUUUCAUCGAAAUUAUUGCUAAGAUGGAAGAAAAGUGUCGUCCUCAAUGUAAAAUUGGUCCUUCCAUACUUAAUGCUGAUCUUUCACGUUUAACUGAAGAAUCCCAAAAACUUCUUGCAGAUGGUGCAGACUAUUUGCAUUUAGAUGUUAUGGAUGGUCAUUUUGUUCCAAACUUGACGUUUGGUGCUCCUUUGGUCAAAUGUUUGCGCAAAAUUCCAAAUGUAUUUUUUGACGUACAUAUGAUGGUAUCCAAUCCUGAAAAGUGGAUAAAAGAUAUUUCUGACGCUGGAGCUAAUCAAUACAUAUUUCACGUAGAAGCGACAGAAAAGCCUCUUGAACUAAUUCAAAUUAUUAAAGAUGCCGGAAUGAAGGUUGGUAUGGCAAUUAAACCUGGAACGCCUGUAGAAAGUGUGUUGCCUUUUGUCGAUCUUCUCGACACAGUUUUAAUUAUGACCGUUGAACCUGGCUUUGGUGGACAAAAGUUUAUGACUAGCAUGAUGCCGAAAGUAAGUCUUUUGCGUAAAAAAUAUAAAUCAUUAGAUAUUGAGGUCGAUGGUGGUGUUGGACCAAGCACAAUUGAUAUUGCUGCAGAAGCUGGAGCAAACAUGAUCGUUUCAGGAAGUGCUAUUGUUGGAAGCAAGGAACCAGAUCGCGUUAUCGCCGUCUUAAAGGAAAGUGUAAAUAAAUGGAUAAGUAUCAACUGGUCAAAAACUUGACGACCAUCAAACUAAAACGAAAAAUUCGAAUCGAGAGUUUUACUGUAGAAAAAUAGACCUUUAUUUUUGAGAAUGCUUAUGUAUUUGAAUGAUAUUACAGUUAGUUUUGCAAACUCUUUUGAAGGUGGACGAUGAAAUAUGAAUUAAACUAAAUAACUUUGCUAAAUUCAUAGAAUAAUCACAUGAACAGUAAAAUAUUACCAAAAUAAUUUUGACUUCAGGAAUUCAGUAACGAAUAUAAGAAUUGUCAAGUGAACUGUUAAACACGAUAGUUUUGUUGCUCAAAAACGUAACCCCAGUAAUGCAUUAACCAUCCAUUUAUUUAACUGCGAAGUUCCAUUAUUACUAUUUAUAAUAUUUUUUUACUUUAUAGAAUUACAUUAGUUUAAACUCGUCA